AUGGCGUCCGAAGUGCCCAAGCUCCUGUGGAACUCGGAAAACAUUAAAGACGUGGCCGAGUCGGUCGGCAUCGGCGCGCUCAACGAGGAGGCGACCAAGGCGCUCGCGCAGGACGUCGAGUACCGCGUCGGCCAGGUCAUCAUUGAGAGUCUGCGGCUGAUGCGCGCGGCGCGGCGCACCACCCUCACCGUCAAUGACGUCUCCCUCGCCCUGCGCGUGCUCGACGCCGAGCCGCUCUACGGGUACGACUCGACGCGCCCGCUGCGCUUCGGCGAGGCCAGCAUGGGGCCCGGCCAGCCGCUCUUCUACAUUGACGACGAGGAGGUCGAGUUUGAGAAGCUUAUCAACGCGCCCCUGCCCAAGGUGCCGCGAGACAUGAACUUUACUGCGAGGCUAACCGCAGAGGGGACAGCACACUGGCUCGCUAUCGAAGGCGUCCAGCCCUCGAUCCCCCAGAACCCCACCACGGCCGAGUCGAGAUUGCAAGACCUGCUGCCCAAGGGCACCGGCGCCAACCCCGCCCUCUCCGCGCUGGCCGGCAACGACAACGCGCCCACGAACCCCUCCGUCAAGCACAUUGUGAGCAAGGAGCUCAUCCUGUACUUUGACAAGAUCCAGGCCGCCAUCCUCGACGAGAACCCCGACCAGGAAGUCGUCCGCCUGCGCCAGGCGGCCCUCGGCUCCGUCCGUGACGACCCGGGCCUGCACCAGCUGGCGCCGUACUUUAUCAACUUCAUCAUGGACCGCGUCACGCACCAGCUCGACGACACCUUUACGCUCAAGCAGAUGAUGGAGCUGACAAACGCCCUGAUUGAGAACAAGACGCUGUUUCUGGAUCCGUACGCGUCCUCGCUCUCGGCCCCGGUGCUGACGUGCCUGAUGGCGCGGAAGCUGGGCACCGACGACGGCGUCGACGCCAUGAAGGACCAGUACGAGCUGCGACAGCUCGCCGCCUCCCUCAUCGGCCGCAUGGCGCACAAGUACGCGGCCUCCAACUCGCUGCUCCGACCGAAGCUCACGCGCACGUGCUUGCGCUACUUCCUGGACCCGACGAAGCCACCGGCCGUGCUGUACGGCGCCGUCAACGGUAUUCUCCAGGCGGGCGGGCCGGAGGCUGUCCGCCUCCUGGUCCUGCGCAACCUCAAGAGCUUUGACUCGGGCAUUCUGCAGCCUCUGAAGGAGAAGUCGGAAGGGUCCAUUGAGUACGAAAUGCUCGUCCAAGGCCUGGUGCAGGCUGUGGCCUCUCUGGUCACGCACGCCGACGCCCUCAUCCUCAACGACACCGCAUCCGUGACGCCUGCGCAGCUCAAUGAGCUAAAUGAGUUUAUUGGGCCUAUUGUCGGCAGCAGGAUUGCGUCGUCGAAUAAUACCAGACUCAUCAGGACUAUCCUCGAGGCACGGUCCUUUGAGUAG
Cordyceps militaris CM01 is the source of this 1413-nucleotide messenger RNA. Its product is annotated as transcription initiation factor. The record is from RefSeq and is a predicted model, not a curated record. The coding region runs from base 1 to 1413 and encodes 470 amino acids. Gene Ontology annotation, cellular component: SAGA complex; SLIK (SAGA-like) complex; transcription factor TFIID complex. The transcript has 2 exons. Gene Ontology annotation, biological process: transcription initiation at RNA polymerase II promoter; RNA polymerase II preinitiation complex assembly. Gene Ontology annotation, molecular function: RNA polymerase II general transcription initiation factor activity; protein heterodimerization activity; transcription coactivator activity. Lineage: Eukaryota; Fungi; Ascomycota; Sordariomycetes; Hypocreales; Cordycipitaceae.